AUGGAUGAUCCAUGGUACAAGCAACUUGUUUGUUUAAAUUUCAAUAAGACAAUGUUUCCGUUAGCCGGAAUGGGAUGGCUCGUGUGGGGGAAACCAAGGGAAAGGUGGAUUGAGAAAGUAAGAACCCUUACCACAUCAGCCUUCAGUACCUCGGCGGCGGCGGCGAAACGUAGCAGCGCCACCUUCUUAUCUUACGGCUCUCGCAACUAUCUUAGCGUGAGCCACUUAGCAGCAUUCCACAAGAAAUUCAAUCUUUUCACAAAAUCCCCUUUCGCUUACACCAAACACCGUGCUAGUAAAUCCACCCAUGGAAUCUUCCUUCCCCACUUGGUCGCUUCGGUGGAACAAGUUGAACAAAGUUACAUCAUGGUUAAACCUGAUGGCGUACAGCGUGGCCUUGUUGGAGAAAUUAUUUCAAGGUUUGAAAGGAAAGGUUUUAAAUUGACCGGCUUGAAGCUAUUUCAAUGCCCCAAAGAAUUGGCUGAGGAACAUUACAAGGAUCUCAAGGCCAAACCAUUCUACCCUACACUGAUCAACUACAUUACUUCAGGACCGGUCGUAUGUAUGGUAUGGGAGGGUGUCGGUGUUGUUGCUUCUGCAUGGAAGUUGAUUGGGUCUACCAAUCCUCUCCAGGCUGAACCUGGUACUAUACGAGAUCUUGCAGUUCAAACAGGAAGGAAUGUUAUCCAUGGUAGUGACAGCCCUGAGAAUGGCAAGCGUGAAACUGCUCUUUGGUUCAAAGAAGGUGAGUUAUGCAAGUGGACACCUGCUCAAGCAUCAUGGUUAAUGGAGUGAUCUUUCAGCAUAUUGUUGAUGGAGGCAAAGCACUCUAAGUUAUCUUCUGAUAUUAUAUUCUCAGUGUCAAAAGUAUUCAUUUAAGAUUUC
This is a messenger RNA of Hibiscus syriacus, 885 nucleotides long. RefSeq names its product nucleoside diphosphate kinase II, chloroplastic-like. The transcript is spliced from 8 exons. Gene Ontology annotation, molecular function: nucleoside diphosphate kinase activity. Gene Ontology annotation, biological process: UTP biosynthetic process; GTP biosynthetic process; CTP biosynthetic process. The record is from RefSeq and is a predicted model, not a curated record. Bases 1 to 795 code for a protein of 264 amino acids. NCBI's taxonomy places the organism in Eukaryota, Viridiplantae, Streptophyta, Magnoliopsida, Malvales, Malvaceae.